Molecule: messenger RNA, 1122 nt
Organism: Parastagonospora nodorum SN15
Lineage: Eukaryota; Fungi; Ascomycota; Dothideomycetes; Pleosporales; Phaeosphaeriaceae
Exons: 2
Coding region: 1-882 (293 amino acids)
Source: RefSeq, a predicted model, not a curated record
AUGGGCUCCAACGACCAUCACUCCUUGGAUUGCCAGGAGUCUUCGUCCACUUACUCAUCGGUCACAGAAAUCCGUAACCACAUCUACAGCUACCUCCUUCCAAAGUGCAUUCAGCAGGCGCGACUUGUGCGAUUCGUGGGAGACCUCGGCUUCCCAGGACCAACACAAGUAUGCGCGCUUCUGAGGGCUGAGUACCUCUCGCUACUACUGCGUCAGAACUUAGUAGUAGUUCCUAUGACCUCGGCCAGCAAAUUCGCGGAAGCCUUUGGCGCGACACUGCAGUGCUAUCGAUCGAAUCUAGUCGUAAUCUGUGAUCUGAUACAAGACCAAAAUAAGAUCGACAUCUUGCCUUUGCUGUUGUCGGUCGUGGAUGCGCCGGGCCUCACGAUUGAAUUUGAAAUCGCCGACGAAUGCGAGGAUGGUUUCAAUGAUUGUGAGCUCCAGGAUCUGUCCAAACUGCUUGAUUUGGGCCGUUGGAAUAUUAGCUGGCGACAGGACUUGCGGUCCGCAGCUCUCAAGACUCUCAUGAUUCACUAUCCCUUUGGUCAAUGCGGUCGCGACUCUGAGAAGGUACCCAUGGCUGUGUGGCUACAACUUACACUCAACAAGGACUACAAGAAGCUGUGGAUGGAGGGCACGCACAGUUUCAGAGAACUUGAAGAGUUCUUGGCUGAUACCGGCUUGGAUGGGUUGACCGCAAUGGACAUUCGCGUGGGACUGACGUCGACGAAGAACAAGGGACGCGGUAAAGGAUUGCGCACGAAGGACGAGCAGAAGACGAUCGAUUGGUUAUUGGAUCGAAGUAAGAGAACACCAAACGACGUCAAAGCCCCACCGCGGAUGUUGAAAGAGCUGGAAGAUGACCAUGGAUGGCAAGCCUGAUUCGACAUGAAGGAAUUCUUUUCGCCAGGACAACGAUUGUUUUCGACAACAUGAACGACGCAUCCUUUCUUACCUUUGGCUAUGCACGUGUGCUAGCUACGAACGACUAGGCUUGGAGCCGUUACCUUCAGCGACAUUCAGCUGCACGAUGACGGUAUAUCCCAGGGACAGCAACUUCCUUCGAGCUCAACUCUGCUUUUGGUCAUCAUAUAUCAGUACUCUCAAUUGUCAUGUCGUAGG